Molecule: messenger RNA, 4764 nt
Organism: Stylonychia lemnae
Lineage: Eukaryota; Ciliophora; Spirotrichea; Sporadotrichida; Oxytrichidae
Source: the annotation of a GenBank genome assembly
AUGGAUUAUCACUCCGAAAAUUUCUAAUUUCAAGAUAAAGCAAAUAAAUUUCGGACGUAGCUUGAGAACUCAAAGUUCCCCAAUCCUAAAAGACAAAACAUCCCAACUGAGUAGCUCAUUGAAAAGUUAGAUAUGCUUUCUUAAAAAGGACAUAAAUAACCAAAUGAGUCACUGAUAGAAUCUAAGUCAUCCAUGUCAUAAAAAUAUGCUAAUUUGGACGAUGAUACCUCAUAUUCUUAGAUGUAUUAGAGGCAGUUGAAUUUCAAAGAUCAGAAUUUAUUCUCGCAAACAAAUACUGACUCUAGCGCAUUCAAUCAUUAGUUUUCAAACUUUAAAUAUGACCAGUCAAACGAGAAAAGCAAGAUGCUUUUGAGUUAGUUUUCACAAUCAAGCAGCAAUAAAACAUCCAAUCCGCAUAUAGAGAGUAAAACUAUCAACCAGGAGUCCUUGUUUGACAAGAAUGGUACUUCAAAUUUGAUGGAAGAUUCAGAGUAAAGGCAUUCUUGCUUUAGCAAUAAUACCAUGAAGAAUAAUGUGAAUUUAUAUUCUCAAGACUCUUCCUUUGGAGAUUUUUAAGAUGGGCAAAUCUAACUGCCAUCAAAUGAUAUCAAAAUUGUCCCUGGUGUAAAUUAUCAAGGCAUCCAAUAGCAGACCGGAGAUACAGAAUAGCAUAGAUGGUACAGUCAAGUAAAGUACUCACAACUAUAUAAGUUUCCAAUUAUCAAGAGUCAUCUCUGCUCUAAUGAAUAAGAUAAUAUAUUUGCUAAGUGCAAUAAGAAUAUAGAAUUCGCUAUUGAAUAGAUUCAUCAAAACUCUCCUUUUAAAAAAGGAUAGCUUUCUUAAAAUAAUCAAUAACCACCAACUCAAUUAAAUGCUAUAAAGCCAAGUAACAUUUAAGUGCAAAUUUAGUAGAGCAAAAAGAAGUAAAAUGCUAAGUCAUUUUAAUCAGAAGAUGUUUUAGAUACUUUAGAGGAAAUGGUAGACGAUGAAAAAGAGAUUGAAGAGAUUAAAGAUGAACCAACCUAGAGAAUAGUUGGUCAUGAUAUAGACUAAGCUAUUGAAAAUUCACUUAAUAAAAGUCAUUUAACGAUGGAGGACAAUAACAAGGCUUAAAAGCAAAAGCGAUAAACAACUAAUUCAGCUAAGGAGUCAGUUACAAGUGCGAAUAAUUUUCAGCCUCCAAGAUUGUCAAAGGGACAGUUAAGUCUUAUCUAAAACGAAAAGAUUUUUGAAUUAAGAAUGGAUGAGUUUAACAAUGAGACUAGUUUUGAUACUUUAACAUCUGAGAGAUUAUUUUAAACAUGCACCGAAGAUCAAUUUCCAUUGACUACUUAAAGAUAAAUAAGCAAUAAACAUUCAAAGGUCUAGAUGGAACAACCUAAAAAUAAUGAUGAUAGUUUGAUUGAGUAAGAGCUUAAGAAAAUAAGCAAGAACCUAAACACUUUUACAGUUGAGCACUUCAAUAAUCUGAGAGCUUAGAUAUAGAAAAUUGGAUUUCUAAAUGCAUCUUAGAAAGCUAAAAGAGACUUUAAUUUGAUAACUGCAGAGUCCUUAAACACUUUGAUUUCAGCAAGAGAUGAAGACAAUGAGAUUUCCAUUACUGAAGAGUCACGGAUUUAAAAUUAGUUUCAUAAUAUGUAUGCUAAUAGCACAACUGCUUCUAAAAAUCUUUAUCAUAAAAAUGAAAUGCUAGGAUCUGAAAAGUUACUAUAAGAACUUAAACUAAAUUAGGCUGAAAUAAACGGAUUUGAUGAUAAAACUUAGAUAUGUAAUCCUCUUAGUCCUUUACUGAGAAAAGUUAUCAUUUGUGAACUUAUAACUCAAAGAAAUCAUAGUAUGAUUGAGGUCAUUCAUUCAGCUCCUUGUAGUGGUUUUAAUGCCUCUCCCUAGAUACUCUACAGUGACAAUGAUGAAGAGUCUCGAGCCUUUAUUGAUAAAAACCAAACCUCUUCACUGAUACUUGCUAAACUAAUGACACCUGAUAUAAUGAGUUCUAUGAUAAAGAGCUAAGUUACAUGGUUGUCAUGUGGAUUUGAGCAUUGUUUAGCUCUUACAACAAGUGGAUAGGUAGCCAGUUGGGGUUAUGGUGCAUCAGGAUGUCUAGGACAUGGUGAUUAUCAGACCUACACAAAGCCUAGAUAUAUUGAAAACAGUAUCCUUGAUGGCAAAUACAUUGUUUAUGCAGAAGCAGGAGGUUAUCAUAAUGCUGCUAUAGACUAAUAUGGCAACCUUUUUACUUGGGGUAGAUCAGAUGUUGGACAAUUAGGCUUCACCAAAGGAUAAUUGUAAAAAGACUAAAUGGGAUAUGUUUAAAUUCAACCUAAUUAGCUCUCAUUUUUUACUAAUCUUUCAAAGAGAAUAAAGCAGGUAGCUUUAGGAGAAGCACACACUAUCGUUCUAGAUCAUGAAGGCUAAGUAUAUUCAUUUGGUUGGGGGGAGCAUGGCUAACUUGGUGUAAAGAUAAGUGAAACUUCUCAAGAUAAUUAGCAAUUUACUAUAAAUAAGAUCUAAUUUUUUGAAAGAUUCCCUUGCAUAAAAAUAUGUGCUGGUUCUGUAUUCUCAGCAGCUUUGACUGAAUUACAUGGAAAGAUAUACGUGUGGGGUAGUGGUAAAAAUGGGUAACUAGGACUUGGAAACAUUAAAAAUAGUAUGUAUCCAACUUGCGUAGAUUAUUUAGCAAACGAAAAAAUUCUAGAUAUAAGUUGUGGUGACUCUCAUGUCCUUGCUCUUUCAGAAAAAGGAAAGGUUUAUGGCUGGGGUCAAGGCAUCACACAAUCAAUAUCCUUAAUUAAAAACCUUAAAGAAUCAUCAUCAUAACAACAGUAAUAUUCUUCCUAUGGAAUAAAUGAAGAUUUCCACUAAAAUAACAGAAUUAAUUCAAAGACUCUUGAUGUAAUAUGCUCUCUUCCUAAAAUGCUAAAUGAGGUAGAAAUUGCUCAUACAUUCCUAUUAAGAAAGAAAAGAGGAAAUUCCAAUGAUCAGCAGCAAUAGUAACUUUAAUCUCUGUAGUAGCAAACAAUGAUUUAAGCUAAGAAAUAACUAAUGGCAGGGUAAAUAACUAGACAACUUCCAUCAAAUAAUACAAUCUGCGAAGUUAGUGAAAAAGACUCAGAUUAAGAUGAAAGAUCAAGGGUAAUGAAGAAAAAUGAAAUUAAGUCAACUUUAAUUACAUCUCAGAGCAGCAUGAUGCAAAACAAUAUGAAUUCUAACUCAUCUUAAAUUAGCAGCAGUUUGUCCAAGUUCGGUAACUAAUAUGACCCAGAUUACAAAAUGAAGAUAGAGAGUCUUCACUAAGAUGUAUAGCUGAGAUAAAAAAGAUCAUAAUCUCCUUAGGUAGUAGAAACAAAAUCUAUCUAAGAUACUAAGAAUUUUGGAGUAAAAAAGGGUUCAAUAACAAAUCCUCCCUACUAACCAUUAAUUAUUGAAAAUCCUCAUAACUUUACUAACGGUGCAUAGAAUAAAACAUAGACACCUAUUUAGAUGAUAAAUAGUGCACAGACACAAAAUUCCAAGGGUAGAGUAAAUAGAAAUGAGAUACUAAGCAGACUUGAGGAAUUCACUCACUCACAAAUUCAAUAGGCAGAUUAGGUCAAUGAAUCUAACAUAAAAUAGUAUCAAAGCAUGUCUGGAAGACAAUAGGUAAAAAACUAAAUUAAAAAUUUAGCAAUUUAGAGUAGUUUGGGGCCUAGAAACCAUUAAAAGCUCUAAAUACAGACUUCAAACUCAAUAAUGGAAACCUCUUCAGCAAAAAAGGUUAAGCACAUUACAUCAGUGGCUCAUUCAGAUAUGAUCCUGAACAGUUCUCAAAAUAUUAAUAUUCAGACACACAGUAAUAAUUCUUCGAGAGCCAGUUAUAAUAGAGACAGCGAUUAACUUUAAAGAUAUAACGUCCUACACACUAAUCCAUUCCCUCAACCAUCGAACAAUCAGAGUACUAUCAAAAGAGUGAGAAGCCCUUAACCAGAUCAAAUAAUGGCUAAUAAGUUAAAAUCUUCAAGGCAAACGACAACUGCUUCGUAUAACACUAACACCACUAAAAAGGCAAACAGCCCUGGAAAAUUAGGUUCAAAAGUCAAGAAUACCCCAACUCCAAGGAAUCAUAUCUAAAUUCAAAGCCUGUAGACCUACUCAUCUUAGAGCGUUUUAGGGAAAUAGGCCUAAACUCAACCAAAUAAAACAGUGCUGCAGACUCAGCCUUAAAGUACAAGGAACAAGAAUCAUUAGCUGAAGAUAGCUUCAUAGAACACGAUAAGCAGCAAUACUUCAUUCAAGAAAUAAGCGAUAAAUACAACUUCUCUUUAAAAUCUAUAAUAAAAUGAAGUGUCAACCUCAACAAGAGCUAGUGGUCAAAUUAUUCAAACUAUGAUGAGUCCCACUAGCGAAACGCAUAAACUCCAUAAUUCAAAAACUACUAAAAGUAGCUAAUAAAUGGGAAUCUUACUUAGUCCAAGGACUAUGCUACUCAAAGCCCAAGGUGGAGUAUUAAACCUGAAUGAUACUCUAAUUGGCACUCACUAAAAAUAGUAGAGUCUAAGUAAUACAUCAAGUGCCGCUCUAAUGAGUAAUAUAUCCAACUAAGGGAUUGCCAGCGUUUUCAACUUCAAAGAAAAACAAUCUUAAUAAUAAUUAUAGCAAUAAUAAGCAAUAAGCAACCUAAAUAAUAAACCCAGAGGCCCUAAAAUAGGAAUGGCUGGGUCAGGAUAGUAAUACAAACUUGGUCCGAGCAGCGCUAAGGUAUCUCCUAAAAGUACCAGAUAUAUUUGA